Molecule: messenger RNA, 1233 nt
Organism: Arabidopsis arenosa
Lineage: Eukaryota; Viridiplantae; Streptophyta; Magnoliopsida; Brassicales; Brassicaceae
Source: the annotation of a GenBank genome assembly
GUAGAAAAUUCAUCGGAGGCGACUUGAGCUCCGAUCGCACUAUUUCGCGACGAACUCGCUCCAGCGAUUGUUUCUGUUCAUCCGAUUAAGAUGAACGGAGGUCCUUCCGGUUUCAAUAAUGCUCCGGUCACGAAAGCCUUCGUCAUCGCGACUGCCCUUUUCACUGUGUUCUUCGGGAUCCGGGGAGGUUCUUCCAAGCUCGGUUUGUCUUACCAGGAUAUUUUUGAGAAGUUUCGGAUUUGGAAGUUAAUUAUAUCGGCGUUUGCAUUCUCGUCCACAACAGAAUUGUUUUCUGGCUUGUAUCUGCUGUACUUCUUCCGAGUCUUUGAGAGACAGAUUGGUUCAAAUAAGUAUUCGGUUUUCAUCUUAUUCUCUGGAUUUGUAUCACUAAUACUAGAGACCAUUUUGUUAUCACUGACUAAAGAUCCUACUGCAAACCUACUGACAUCUGGACCAUACGCUCUUGUAUUUGCUUCUUUUGUACCCUUCUUCUUGGACAUUCCAGUUACAAAGAGGUUUGGUGUAUUGGGCGUCCACUUCUCUGAUAAAUCAUUCAUAUAUCUUGCUGGUGUCCAGCUUUUACUAUCAUCUUGGAAAAGAUCCAUCUUAACUGGAAUUUGUGGCAUAAUUGCUGGUUCCUUGUAUCGGUUGAAUAUCUUUGGUAUUCGCAAGGCAAAGUUUCCGGAGUUCAUGGCUUCAUUAUUCUCCCGGUUUUCCUUACCCUCCUUGAGCAGCCAAUCUCAACCACCAAGAAGGACAUCACCCAACUUAGGUCGCCAAGCAGUGAGAGCUUAUCGAGCCCCAAUUCCAUCAACUACAGAGCCAUCUGAGGAAGCCAUAGCUACUUUGGUAUCUAUGGGAUUUGACCAGAACGCAGCGAGACAGGCCCUUGUACACGCCAGAAAUGAUAUCAACGCUGCCACCAAUAUCCUUCUUGAAGCACACUCUCACUAAACCUUUACUAGGAAGUUUCAGAAACAUUGUUGAUUCGAGAUGAAGACAUUGUACAACACAAGAGGUAUUCUUCUGCUGCGUUCUAACAACGGAAAUGGCCUUGCCUUACGAUAAUAUGUCCAGCGAAUGAUCUGAUUUACAUCCUCUUUUUCUUUCUUUUAGGUUUUCUUUUUGUUUCGCGUUGUAGUUUUAGAACAAAGUGCCUAGGUUAUGUUUAUGUAAAGUACAGAUUUGAAAGAAACAUGGAGAGGCUUAUCUGAUUAAACCUUCAGGGAUUAA